AUGGAACAUGAUGAAGGCUUCCACAUAUUUUCAAGUCAGCUGUUUGGACAAUUUGUUUGUCUAUCUUCUUCAUUCAAACAGAUCCUCACCAAUAUCUUCAAAAACUACGCCUCCAUGGACCAACACAUUGGUGUCUUGGCCUUCCCCUUCACCUCCCAUCCUCAAACCCUGCUCGGACUUGUCCGCAGGCUCGCAUUUGCAGCGCCCCACACAAAGUUCUCCUUCUUCAGUACCGCAAACUCCAAUGCCUUCCUCUUCUCCACCCAAAGCGCCGAUGGCCUUAAUAAUGUUAAACCCUACGACGUGGCGGAUGGGGUGCCGGAGGGCCAUGUGCUUUCCGGGAACCCUGAAGAGGUUGUUGGGUUUUUCUUGAAGGGGGCGGUUGGGAACUUUAGGCAGGCUAUGGAAGUGGCGGUGGCGGAUACCGCGAGGAAGAUUAGCUGCUUGGUCACCGAUGCGUUUUUAUGGUUUGGUGCGGAUAUGGCCGAGGAAAUGGGGGUUCCAUGGGUGCCGUUUUGGAUAGCUGGCCUUUCUGCUCUCUCUGUCCACUUUCAUACUGAUGCCAUAAGGCAAAAAAUAGGACUUAAUGGGCAUGAAGAACAAACCCUUGACUUCAUUCCAGGAUUGUCAGCAAUGCGGGUUAGAGACUUACCUGAAGGAAUAGUUUCCGGGGACCUAGAUUCUGCCCCCUCACGCAUGCUGCAUAAAAUGGGGCUCUUGCUGCCACGAGCAACUGCAGUUAUCGCAAACUCCGUUGAAGAGCUAAACCCCAUAGUUGCAACCGAUCUCAUGUCCAAGCUCCCAAAGCUUCUAUGCUUGGCUCCUCCUACCCCAUCAUCACAACCAGCAUCCAAUCCCGAUACGAGCAGCUGCCUCUCAUGGUUGGACAAGCAGAAAGCAAAGACAGUAGCAUAUAUCAGCUUUGGAAGCAUAUUAUCCCCAUCCCCAGAUGAGUUAGUAGCACUAACAGAAGCCCUAGAAGCAACUGGGGUGCCAUUCCUUUGGUCAAUUAAAGACAACGCAAAGAAAAAUUUGCCAAAAGGGUUUCUAGAGAUGACAAGCGGAAAGGGAAAAGUAGUUCCCUGGGCUCCUCAGAUGCAAGUUCUGAAACACCCUUCAGUUGGAGUGCAUGUGACGCAUAGUGGUUGGAACUCAGUUAUGGAGAGCAUUGCAGGCGAGGUGCCCAUGAUCUGCAGGCCAUUCUUUGCGGAUAAUAGUCUCAACUGUCGAGCAGUGGAGGAUGUAUGGGGGAUUGGUGUGGGAAUUGAGGGCGGAGUCUUCACAAAAAGUGGAUUAGUGAGUGCCCUGGAACAAGUUUUGUUAGGCGAAGGAAAGAAAAUGAGAGAAAAAAUUGGAGUACUCAAAGAGCUUUGUAGGAAGGCUGAUGAACCAAAUGGGAGUUCAUCUCAAAAUUUCAAUACUUUGCUAGAGCUUGUCACAAAAUUUCAGAUGGAUUCAUCUGCCAACUAGUAGUUCAAAUAAUAUUUUGGUGUUUCAAUCAAGUACUGACCAUGGAAUAAGAUGAUGAGAAUUCAUAA
Molecule: messenger RNA, 1538 nt
Organism: Vitis riparia (riverbank grape)
Lineage: Eukaryota; Viridiplantae; Streptophyta; Magnoliopsida; Vitales; Vitaceae
Product: anthocyanidin 3-O-glucosyltransferase 7-like
Exons: 3
Coding region: 1-1470 (489 amino acids)
Molecular function (GO): UDP-glycosyltransferase activity
Source: RefSeq, a predicted model, not a curated record